ACAGCAACAGCAGUACUUCAAUUUUCAUCGGUUGUAGCUCAUAUCGUGUUUUCGAGCUUUGUGAUUAUGGCUGACUACGGCGCGAUGUUGAUGUUGGCCGUUGUCUCUCUGAUGGCUGGACAGGCCGUGGGUGGACCAGUGGGUUCGUCUUCUCCAUACUACACCACUCCGGCGUCCUACUACACCAUGACCUAUGCUGCGCCCAGUUACUACACCACCAAGGCUCCCGAGUACUACACAACAAAUAAGGCCGAGUAUUAUACAACAACAUAUGCUGCCCCCAGCUACUAUACCGAGCCUCCUCAGUACUACACGACCAAAUCCCCGGAAUACUACACUAUAGCCCCGUCAUACUACACAAAGACAUACACUACACCGAGCUACUAUACUGAAGCUGCCCAUACAUAUUAUGUUGCACCCAGCUACACCACCACGACAGUUGCCUACUACACGACAACAGAAGCAGCCAAAUAUUAUGUAGCUCCAAGUUACUACACCGCAGCUGCCUCGUCUUACUACGCUGCCCCAAGUUAUUACACAACGGCUGCUCCUUCGUACUACGUGGAACCUACUUACUACACCACAACUUACGCUGCCCCCUCUUACUACACAGAGGCUCCUCAGUACUAUACUACGAAGGCUGCAGAAUACUACACCACCACUUACGCCGCUCCAGCAUACUACACUGAGGCUCCGCAAUACUACACUACAAAGGCUGCCGAGUACACAACAAUGUAUGCCUCGCCAAGCUACUAUACUGAGCCCACGAAGUACUACACCACUACUUAUGCUGCUCCAGUUUACUACACUGAAGCCCCUCAAUACUACACCACAAAGGCAGCUGAAUACUACACAACUAAAUCCCCGGAGUACUACACAAAGAAGGCCGAGUACUACACCACCACUUAUUCUUCUCCUGUAUACUAUCCUGAAGCUCCCAAGUAUUACUCAGCUCCAAGCUACUACCAGACUGAGGCUCCACAAUAUUACACUACAAAGGCUCCUGAAUACACCACCACCUACGCUGCUCCAGUUUACUACACUGAAGCUCCUCAGUACUACAACACAAAGGCUGCCGAUUACUACACCACUAAAGCUCCCGAGUACUACACAACCAAGAAACCGGAAUACUACACCACAACGUAUGCAGCCCCAUCUUAUUACGCAGAGGAGCCCAAGUACUACUCUACAAAGGCCCCCGAGUACUACACCACAACGCAUGCUGCACCAAGUUCUUACAGUGAAGCUCCAUCAUACUACACAACAACCUAUGCCACUCCCAGCUACUACACCGAGGCAAUGAAGUACUACGCAGCUCCAAGCUACUAUCAGACUGAAGCCCCAAAAUACUACACCACAAAAGCGCCGGAGUACUACACUACCACUUACGCCGCUCCCAGUUACUACACCGAUGCUCCAUUUUACUACACAACAACCUAUGCUACCCCAUCAUACUACACUCAGCCUCCAAAGUACUAUUAGCUGACAAUGGGUUGAGCAAUCAAGCUCGAUGAUGAGAUUUUAAAGUUUUAUUCUACACCUUAUAUCAUCGUUGAAAGAGUUGGUAUCCCUUUUCCCUAUUAGUCUUUACUAGUCAUUUACUAUGGAUAUGGGUUCUAGAUGAAGCGUUGAAUACAGAAUUUAUGUGGUUA
Daphnia carinata is the source of this 1652-nucleotide messenger RNA. Its product is annotated as adhesive plaque matrix protein-like. The coding region runs from base 67 to 1482 and encodes 471 amino acids. The record is from RefSeq and is a predicted model, not a curated record. NCBI's taxonomy places the organism in Eukaryota, Metazoa, Arthropoda, Branchiopoda, Diplostraca, Daphniidae. The transcript has 2 exons.